This is a messenger RNA of Kwoniella shivajii, 3018 nucleotides long. RefSeq lists its product as uncharacterized. The record is from RefSeq and is a predicted model, not a curated record. The coding region runs from base 1 to 3018 and encodes 1005 amino acids. The transcript has 11 exons. Lineage: Eukaryota; Fungi; Basidiomycota; Tremellomycetes; Tremellales; Cryptococcaceae.
AUGCGACUCAUCUCAAGUCUGGUCGUUGCUUGCGGACUGAGUGCGCGAUUGACCUCGGCUUUGGGAGAAAAGCGGGUCAUCGCUUUCCCUCCCGACUCACUCGAACAACCAUCUAGCACCUCACAAACGGUCUUCUCCUCGACCGAUCAGAAGAGCUCCGAUCACUUCCUGUUGGCUUCACGAUCAGAACGAUAUGCCGCGCCACUUCUACUCUCGUCAUCUGACGAUAUCGCCAUACACAUCGCAGCUCAAGCUUUCGCCCACGAUGUCUACCGUGUUACCGGUAUCAGGCCACAUAUAUUCAACGAUUCCUUGCCACACGAUGUUCAAAGAGCGAUCAUCGUCGGUACAGCUGAUAACGAGUUUGUGCGACAUCUCAGAACCAGUGAAUACGCCGAAGACCUGGUUGGUAAAUGGGAAAGUUACGAUGUCAGGGUAGCUGAAAAGCCCAUACACGGAGUUGAGACUGGUCUUGUAGUCGUAGGAAGUGACAGACGAGGUGCUAUGUAUGCUCUAUACACCCUUACGGAACAAUUCGGGGUAUCACCUUUCCACUUUUGGGCAGAUGUGCCAGUUCGGCCCCAGGACAAUUUAGCCUACCUCUCUUCCGAAAUACUGUCCCACGGCGAACCCACUGUCAAAUACCGAGGACUUUUCAUCAAUGAUGAGCAUCCCGCUCUCUGGAGUUGGGCCGCACAAAGAUACAAGGUAAGAUGGGGAGAACCGGCUUUCUUACCAGAUAUGUAUGAAAUGUGGUUUGAUAUGAUGUUGAGAUUGAAAGCCAAUUACUUUUGGCCUGCUAUGUAUGCUUCAAUGUUCGAUGUUGACGGUCUCAACGUGACCGAAGGCUUCCCUAAAGAACCCAUUCCUGGGCCCAAUCAAGUACUCGCCAAUAACAUGGCUAUCGUUAUGGGUACUUCGCACCAUGAACCAAUGGCAAGAAACAAGCCUGAGUGGGACCGAGAAGGUAAAGGCACAUGGGAUUGGACCAACGAUGAAUUCCUCACCAAUUGGUGGACUUACGGAGCAGAAAGGGCAGUGGGUAAAGAGACAAUGUUUACUUUGGGAAUGAGGGGUGAUGGCGAUAUGCCUCUUACUGGUGCGAGUAAUGCUCUGGUCGAGAAUAUCACCUCGGUUCAGCAAGGUAUCCUCAAGAAAACUCAAGGAAAAGAGCUCAGUGAUAUUCCGCAAAUGUGGUGUAUGUACAAAGAGGUGGCGGAGUAUUAUAUCAACGGACUUCAAGUACCAGAAGACGUCAUAACCCUUUUUGCCGACGACAACUGGGGUAACGUCAUGACUGUUCAACCUCCAGGUACAGAGCAUAAGGCAGGUGCUGGUAUCUAUUAUCACGUAGACUAUGUUGGUAUGCCAAGAGCCUAUAAAUGGAUCAACACUAUCAAUCUAGCCAAGACUUGGGAACAAAUGACAAUCGCUGCUGCAUUUAACACCACUUCCAUCUGGAUCCUGAAUAUCGGAUCUCUUAAACCGCUCGAGUUGCCUACUGAACACUUUCUCUCGCUCGCUUGGGACCUCGAUGCUUGGGGUAUCAACUCUGUCGAGCGAUUCCUUCAAUUAUGGGCAGAAAGAGAAUUUGGUUCGAAAGAUAAAGAGGAGGUCGCGGACAUCAUGAUGAAGUAUUCCAUGUAUUCGUCAAGGAGAAAGGCUGAAGAUGUCUACCAAUCCCUUCCUGAAGAUACAAAGCCUGCUUUCUAUGAACAGGUGUAUCUACUCUGUCUAUUCCAGACCAACUUGAAUAAGAUAUACAUUGCUGCCGAAAGAUCAAACUUAUAUGCUGCUCAAGGAAGAAAUAGCGCCAAUAUUUAUGCCAAACAAGCCACAGAAGCUUUCUUCCACGAUAGCGAGUUGACUGAAUCGUUCCAUAGUAUGCUUGACCGAAAAUGGGAUCACAUGCUCGAUCAAACCCAUAUCGGUUGGAACUCAUGGUUAGAACCUAUCAAGGAUAUAAUGCCACCUGUUUCAUUUGUCAACCCUUCAUCUUACGCCCGGGAAGGAAUCCCUAUCCCCGAACUAGGUUAUGGCGUAAUUACCAAUAUUCGGGUGACCUACGAAAACUCAAGAGGAUCAUGGCCUGGAAAUACCGCUUUCAAUUGUGCUAAAGGUGAACAUUGUGAUACCCCGGAACUCCUCCCUUUGGAUCCGUUCGGAGCAAAGAGUAGAUGGAUCGACGUAGGUGCUGCCGGUCCUCGUACCACAAAAUGGAAGGUCAAGAGUGACGAUUGGAUCAUUGUUGAACCAAGAGAAGGUAAAGUCAAGAUGGAUGGAAGUGAAGAUACAAGAAUCCGAGUUUCUGUUGAUUGGAAAAAAGCUCCCAAGUCUGGGAAAGGAACUUUCCAUCUUGAAGCAAGUGACGGAUCGGAAGUCACUAUCCUUGUACCAGUAUCGAACUAUUCUCGACCACCAAAGAGUUUCAGCGGCCACGUUCAAGGAGAUGGGUAUGUCGCGAUUGAAGCAGGUCAUCAUGUUGGUAAUACUUCUAAGGAGGCAUACGCUUUCCACGAAAUGAUAGGAUACGGUCGAACAUUGAGUGGACUUGAAAUGUUCCCUAGAACCACUCAAAAUUUCACAGCAGGAGAAGGUCCCAGUCUAUCGUACGACUUCUGGGCUCAUGAAGCUCAAGAAGUAGAAAUCAACAUUCAGAUAGGACCAACUCUUAACUUCUUAGGUAAAAAUAAUACACUUGCUUUCGGUUUCCAAAUUGAUGAUCAACCAGUCAAAACCAUAAAUCCAAUUCCCAUUGAACCUCUUGGUUUCGCUAGAGAUAGGCCGUAUAAUAAACCAGUCGCCAUUGGAGCUGUACCAAAAGAUUGGAUCGAGAUCGUCAAGAACGAAAUCCGAGAAGUCACAUUGACCGCAGAGCUGGAUAAAGAAGGAGAACAUAAAAUUACUUUAUAUGGAAUGACAACAGGUAUCGUAUUCGAAAGGAUACUCGUAGAUUUCGGAGGCAUUAAGGAAAGAGGAUAUAGUUAUCUUGGACCACCAGAAAGUGUUCGAGUCUGA